AUGUCUGAACAUAAACUCUAAACUGAAUGUUCAGAAGGGGUAAUGGAGAGUAAAUGUAUUUUGCUGAUAUUGUCAGCUGCUGGGACUUCCUCUAUCCAUGUUUCUAAGAGUAUAAAAUGGGCCAAACACUGUGGGUCUGCUGUUCACCUACGGUCACUCUCCACAAGACAGAGUGGAGAAGAUCUCGUGAUCAUCUGAGCAGCCGGUAGAGAAGAGCAGGGCAGAAUGGAGAUGACUGAGGGCAUCUAUCGACAAUUAGACCCUGAUGGAGUCAACAGACCCUCUAUGGAUAAACAUGAAGAAACAGACACUGGCGAGUUUCCCUGCGAGACUUCUUCCAGAGAGAAUUUGGAAGCCCCAAGUCCUCAACCCUCUGGGCCCUGGAAGAGGGCUGCUGUGUGUCUGGGUCUGCUGUGUGCUCUCCUGCUGUCUGCCAUCGCACUUCUCAGUUUCAGAAUGAUGGAGAACAAACAGUUACAGACCAGCUACAAAGAGAAAUUACAGAUGCAGUCAGGUUACAACAACAUGACCAUAGAAUACAAACAGCUACAGAUUACUUACAACAACCUCAAAACAGAGAAAUCCCAACUGCAGACCAGUUACAGCAAUCUCAACAAAAGCAUUACCAGCGAGAAAUCCACAUCACAAAAUAAAUGGCAUGAUCUGAACAGAGAGAAUUCCCAGUUAAAAUCCAGCUACACCAACCUGAAUAGAGAGAAAUCAGAGUUGCAGGCCAGUUACAACAGUCUGAAUCAAGAAAGGUCCCAGUUACUGGACAGAUAUAACAACUUGACAAAUGGAAAUACCAAUUUACAGACCAGUUAUAACAACAUGAAUAGAGAGAAAUCCCAGUUAGAAACCAGUUACAACAACCUGAGUAGAGACAAAUCCCAGUUGCUGGAUAGUUACAACAGUCUGAAUCAAGGAAGAUCUCAGUUACAGGAAAAAUAUAACAAACUCAACAGAGAAAAAUCCCAAUUUGUAGAGAGUUACGACAACCUGAGUCAGGAUAAAAUCCAGUUACAGGCAAAUUACACCAACCUGACAAAAUACCAUGAUCAACUGCAGACCAGUUACAGCAAUCUUAGCAGAGAGAAACUCCAGUUGCAGAGUACCUAUGAUAGCCUCAGUGGAGAGAAAUCAGAAUUGCAAACCAGGAAUGACCGUUUACAGAGCAGUUACAAUAACCUCCUCAGGGAGAAAUCACAAGUGCAAACAGGAUACAACAACCUAACCAAAGAGAAUUCCCAAUUAGUGGACAGAUAUAACAACCUGAAUACAGAGAAGACUCAGUUACAGACCAGUCACAACAACAUUACCAGAGAGAAAUCCACAUUACAGACUAAAUGGGACGAUCUGAACAGAGAGAAUUCCCGGUUAAAUUUCAGCUACACCAACCUGAAUAGAGAGAAAUCAGAGUUGCAGGCCAGUUACAACAGUCUGAAUCAAGAAAGGUCCCAGUUACUGGACAGAUAUAACAACUUGACAAAUGGGAAUACCUAUUUACAGACCAGUUAUAACAACCUGAAUAGAGAGAAAUCCCAGUUACAGACCAAUUAUAACAACAUGAAUAGAGAGAAAUCCCAGUUACAGACCAGUAACAACAACCUGAAUAGAGAUAAAUCCCAGUUAGAAACCAGUUAUAACAACCUGAUUGGAGAGAAGUUGCAGUUAGAGGCCAGUAACAACAACCUGACUAAAGAGAAAUCCCAGUUACAGACCAGUUACAACAACCUGAAUAGAGAUAAAUCCCAGUUAGAAACCAGCUAUAACAACCUGAAUAGAGUGAAAUCCCAGUUACAGACCAGUUAUAACAACCUGAAUAGAGAGAAAUCCCAGUUGGAAACCAGUAAUAGUAACCUGAAUAAAGAGAAAUCCCAGUUACAGACCAGUUAUAACAACCUGAAUAGGGAGAAAUCCCAGUUACAGACCAGUUACAACAACCUCAAUAGAGAGAAAUCCCAGUUGCAGGACAAAUUCCACACCAUGGCUGCCGAGAAGGAUAAACUACAGAAGAGACUUUGUAACCUGAGAAUGGAGAUUACAAAGUAUGCAGGAAUGGAGAUUACAAAGUAUGCAGUGGAUGUGACUCUGGAUCCUGAUACAGCUGAAAACAACCUCAUCCUGUCUGCUGAUGGGAAACAAGUGAGGCAUGUCGACUCACCACAGAAUCUCCCUGACAACCUCAAGCGCUUUGACCCCGUUGUUUGUGUUCUUGGAAAGCAGGGGUUUACUUCUGGUAGAUUUUACUAUGAGGUUGAGGUCAGUGGGAAGACUGAAUGGGCAUUAGGAGUAGCCAGAGAGUCCAUUAACAGGAAGGGAGGCAUUACCGUGAGUCCUGACAAUGGAUACUGGUCAAUAUGGCUGAGAAAUGGAGAUGAGUAUAAGGCACUUGAUACUCCUCGUAUUCUCCUCUCCCUCAAAGAGAAGCCAGAGAGGGUGGGGGUGUUUGUGGAUUAUGAGGCAGGUUUGGUCUCCUUUUAUGAUGCAGACAGGUGGAAUCUGAUGUACUCUUUCCGGGGUGUCUCCUUCAAGGAGAAAAUCUAUCCAUUUUUUACUCCGUUUACUAGAGAUGGCGGCAAAAACUCAUCUCCUCUCAUUAUCAUCACUCCAAUUCCGUGCCCAAAAUGACUUUUAUUAAUUCUAACUUGCUGGUAUUUUAUUAUGUUUUAUUAUUUUUUACUGCUUUUAUUUAUCACUUUUAAUCGUGCUCUUCUGUUGAAUUUGUAAUAUCUCUACAAUUCUUCCUCUUUUAUUCAUUUUCACUUGCUUUAUUUGUUCAUAUCUUUAAUCACCUUUACUUCUGAUCACAUCUUUUUAUUAAUGUAUUUACGUCAGCUGUAAAGCACUUUGGGACAACUCCUGUUGUUUUUAAAUGUGGUACACAAAUAAAGUUCACUUGACUUGACUUCCAUCCAACAUUCACAUCCACCACUAGGUGGCAGAAAUUCACCCAAUUUCAUCUAAUUUUCACUGUCAUAAGAAUGUCAUCCAAAAUGCAGAGUUCUGUAUUUGAUUGAAUAUUCCAAAAAUAAACUACUCUCAUAGGUGAAAGAAAGUAAGUGCUGGAUAAAUUGUACUCUACACUGACAUUAAAUAAGGAUGAACUAGGCAAUGGGACUAAAGUAUAGCAACACGUGAUUGUUCUUCUUCCUCCAUACGUGUUUCUAAGAGUGCAAAAUGUGUCAAAUGGUGUGGGUCUGAAUUACGCUGACCGUGUCAAACAAAAGCCCCUGAUCAAUGGGUCAGUCAAGUGCCAAACCUUAUGAAAUGAUGUCCAUGUUAGCUUAAUUAAUCCCAUUUUUAUAUAAUUACAUGUUCUUUUUUUCCAUAUGUUAAAUGUAAACACUUACAAUGUACAGGUUUUUUAUGCCGUUUAAAUUUGUAAUUAAAAUUGAAUAUACCUUUUCAA
Molecule: messenger RNA, 3412 nt
Organism: Clupea harengus (Atlantic herring)
Lineage: Eukaryota; Metazoa; Chordata; Actinopteri; Clupeiformes; Clupeidae
Molecular function (GO): protein binding
Source: RefSeq, a predicted model, not a curated record